CGUCACACGGAACCCCACCCCUCACGGCGAGCUGCCUGGCAACAUGAGAGAGAGAGCAGGGAGGUCUGCAGCCGAUAAGUGAACAACCUGCUCACUCUGGACUCAAAAACUACCAGAAACCACUCCCAGCCGUACAAUGGAGGAUGCAGAGACAGGUUCCCAGCUACAUCCAGUCUCCGUCCCUGAGGUGGGAGAAGAUGCAGUGACGUCUGUCGGCCCCUCUUCCCCUCCCCCAGGCAUGACAGAAGAGGAGCAGCAGGAGCUACAAGAAGAGUUGGUCAAGGUUGAGGAUGAGAUCCAGACUCUGUCCCAGGUGCUGGCAGCUAAGGAGAAGCAGCUGGCGGACAUUAAGAGGCAGCUGGGCAUCACACCUCUCAACGAGCUGAAACAGAACUUCACCAAAACCUGGCAGGAUGUCACCACCUCCAUCGCCUAUAAGAGGACCUCUGAAACUCUGUCCCAGGCGGGUCUGAAGGCCACGGCGGCGUUCUCCAACAUGGGCUCAGCCAUCACCCGGAAGCUGGAGGAUGUCAGGAAUGCAGCACCAACCUUCAAGUCCUUUGAGGAGAAAGUGGAGACUUUGAAGACUAAGAUCAGUCCCCCAGCCUCCUCCAGUAGCCAAGGCGAGCAGGAGGGCCCCUCCAAUGAGUCUGUGCUCGGUGUGCCUGAAGGCUCCCCCCCAGGAGACUCCAAUGAACUGAGACCUGCCUGACCUCCCAGCCACCCCUCCUCACUUGACCCCAUCACCCCUGGACCGACAACACUCGCCCCCUAAACUCUUUGUGUGCCAGUCUCCCUUUUAUUGGAAACAAGUGACUUACCACAGCCUGUGAUCUAAUUGUCUGAUCUCUUUGUUUGACACGUGCGCUCUCUUGUUAUCUUGUGUGGAAACUGAAAGCAUGGGAUGGGUGCAGGCAUGGGGUCUCGUGUCGACCAGACGUAUUUGAGUCUAAUCUGGCUCGCUGUGGGAGAAAUACUCCCUGCUGUAGGACUUCUCCUUUUCUCCCUAUUUAUCUGCCUUUGUCUUACCAGCAACACUCAAAUGCCAAACAUGUUUGUUUUUCUUUGUCAAAUUAACACUGUUUAACAUGUUUUUGAGUGUAAAAAACACAAAUAUAGAAAUAUUACAAAAUUGACAAGAGAAAGAUUUAUUCCAAAAAAGACAUUAUUAUAAGCACUUGUUUUGUCUGACUCCAUUUUGUGGCUGUUUUUGGUUUACCAUGGGUUACCAUUUUGGGGCCUAGAUCAUUUCCAUUUUCUUUGUUAAACUUAGGACAACGCACAAUCAUAAAUUAGUCUAACACUAGUGUCAUAUAGGUACCUUUUGUAUACUUUACCCCACAGUACUGAGCCAACAAUACUGUGUGUCACGACUGCAGCCACCAACUACAAAGCUGGUAUUUCAAAACACACUUCAGAAUUAAAACCUUUCCUUUUUCCAUUGUUAAGAGUCCGUCAGAAAAUGGUCUCCACGCUCAUAUAGUUACAGGAAAACAGCCAAGAUCAGCAAAACAGCAGCAGAGCAAACACAGUCGAGGUUCAGCCUUGACCCGAGGUGAGAGUGAAAUAAAUGUGUCUCUUCCAGAGCCAGAGUCAAUAUUUAAACACUAGUCCAUUGUUUCUGCCUGGGAGGCAACACCUAGUCUCUCCCCUUUCUGUCGAUAAGCAAGGCAGAGACUCCUGUGGCAGUUUUAUUGUUUACUUUUAUAGAAGUAUUGAACUAAAUGUCGCUUAGUGUUCAAGUUUGACAUUGUUAUUUUAGCCAUGGUAGCAGAAUGGCUCUAUAAAUGGUAAUGCAGGCUGUUUGGUUAGUCCAACACUGAAAUAUCUUAAUGAUUGGAGGAAUGUCAUAAAAUAUUUUACUAAGUCAUUCAUGCCCUUUUGGGGGUCCCUUAACUUUUAGUUCUUGCACCAUCACACUCUCCAAUCCUUUGGUUCAUGACAAGUCAUUGUAUGCAAAUUAGCAAGCUAACGUUGCUAUUUAGCCAACCUGACCUGCUAGCAUGGCUGAAAUCUUGUUACCCCAUUUUAUUUUUAGAUAAAUGUUCAAAUUCUGCUUUUGUUUCAGAGUCUGAAAACUAUACAGGAUUAAAAACAGUAUUUUUUGAAAAUGCUGCUUUCAAACAGACCAAAAAACCUUUUCUAAUUGUUUCAAUAUGGUUAUAUCAGCAGUAGCCUUAAUCACAUAACAUUUUUCUUGAGUUGGCUUUAAAUCUCAUACUGCUUUAGAUGAUUAAAUAUUAUAAUCUAUUUCACUAAAUAGUUACACUCAAAAUAGUUUUUUAAUAUGCACAAGGCUUUUGAUGAAGGUAAAAUAAAACUUGAAAGGCAAACGGAGCCGGUCUGAACACAGCCAAGGUUUCCUCUGAUAUACAGAUGGAGGACACAAACAUUUCUAACACUUCUCCUGUUACGAUGGGGCAGGACCAGCCUGGUACAAAUCUUCCCCUGCUGUUGUUCAAUCGCAAAACAUGAAUGUGAAUCAACUCUCCCAUUUAAUCAUUAGUGUAGCAGUUGGCAUAAGAAACUAGAUCAGUGUCCCAGGAAAACGCCAAAUACGGGCCGAGGGAUUUCUGCUGUUAAGAUCUUGUUUUCGCCAACCAUCACACAAAUGUGUUUGCUAUUCUGAGUGGACAGUAAUGGAUUUUUAACAGUACAGUAUCUCCUGUCCUCAUGUAACAUCCCUUUCAAGCCAUGACCUGGUUCCCUGAGAGAUUCAGUUACAGCCUUUUAUCUCAGGCAUGAGGGUUUUAUUUGCAUUUAGUCAUACAAACAGUGACGCACAUGAUUUGUUUGUUCUUUAAUUGGAACCAUGGAGUGAAAACAUGCACUCUAAUUAAAAAUACCUCUGAAGAAA
Trematomus bernacchii (emerald rockcod) is the source of this 2857-nucleotide messenger RNA. It is a transcript of the gene tpd52, whose product is annotated as tumor protein D52. Gene Ontology annotation, biological process: B cell differentiation. The record is from RefSeq and is a predicted model, not a curated record. Gene Ontology annotation, cellular component: cytoplasm. Lineage: Eukaryota; Metazoa; Chordata; Actinopteri; Perciformes; Nototheniidae.